UGCCCUGCUUGUCGGCGCUCAUACUGCCUCAAAUGUAAGGCGAAGUGGCAUCAGACUACUUCUUGUGAGGACAAUGCGAUGCUGAAUUCAGGUUCAAAAGAGGACAGAAAGUUCCUUGGCCUUGUUAGCAGAAAGGGAAUGAAAAAGUGCCCAUCUUGUAACUUUUGGGUUGAGAAAUCAGAAGGAUGCAACGCAAUGCGCUGCCGAUGUGGAACAACGUUCUGCUGGCGUUGU
Messenger RNA from Guillardia theta CCMP2712, 234 nucleotides. RefSeq lists its product as hypothetical. The transcript has a single exon. Lineage: Eukaryota; Cryptophyceae; Pyrenomonadales; Geminigeraceae. The annotation marks the transcript as partial. Gene Ontology annotation, biological process: proteasome-mediated ubiquitin-dependent protein catabolic process; protein linear polyubiquitination. Gene Ontology annotation, cellular component: ubiquitin ligase complex. Gene Ontology annotation, molecular function: ubiquitin binding; ubiquitin-protein transferase activity; zinc ion binding. The record is from RefSeq and is a predicted model, not a curated record.